AUGUCUAAGAGCGACACCGGCGUCUUAGUUAUUGUUUUAGGAAAUGAGUAUACGACUGCAUCAUUUGUCACCAAAGAUUCUGCAAAGAAUGUAACAGAUGGACCGUAUUCAGAUUUCAAAACUAUCAUCUCUAACCAUGACAACAGAUUUUAUUAUUCAAAUUUUGCUAGUAAUGUAUCGCUUGCCCACGAAAAGGAAACAUACAGGAACUUCUUUUUAAAUUUGAUUAAUGACGUUAAAUACAAUUGUAAUGGCACCGAAUUCAAUAGUUUUCAGUUAUUUUGCAAAUUUUUGAAUUACGUUUAUGAGAAGGCUCUCAACAUUACUUCAAAAGAGUCGAUCAAUAAAAUUUUUAUCUUUUUCCCUUACUGGGCAUCGGACGAAUUCAGGAAGAAUAUCAAAGCAGCUGCCUGUUUCAAACUCGAUUAUCCACAAGAGGAUGUUUUACUCGGAACUUUUCCAUAUCCAAUGAGAGCAUUUUUGGGUUACCAAAAAAUGGACAUCAAACCAGAAGAUAAAGUUUUAAUUGUUGAUUUUGGUGCAUCAAAUACCGAGUUCUUCAUCAUGGAUUUCAAAGAUAAAAAUACAGUUUAUUUGCAUGAUUUUUACAUUUUAAAUUUCGGCGGAAACGACGUUACAAACAUUGUUGCCAAUCAUCUUUUAAAUGAUGACAAAAUCAAAGAUUAUAAAAAUGAAAUUCUUAAGGAUGAAAGGCUCAAAAGAGCAUUUUGGGAGGGAGCGAAUAAAACAAAAGAAAAUUUAAUCCCAAAUACUACGGUUCCUUUCAAUCCAGUUGCAAUUACUCACAUUGAUGUCCAAACAACAAUUAAGCAAACAGAUAUUACAGACAAGGCUCCUUAUAAGGUACCAAUCUUUAUAACGGAAGCUGUUAACAGCUUACGUUUUGAUCUUAAACCAACAAAAUUUGUUUUUAUCGGAUUGGCUUCUAAUUUGAAGUUUUUUGCUGAUGAUAUUCGAAAUAAAAUCCAAGAAAAGUAUAAAGAUAUCAAAGAAAUUUCUGUUAAUUCUACAAAAGAUUUCAAGUUGGAAUCAUGUAUUUAUUUUGUCCAACAAUUCUUAGGUGAAGAAAUCAAAAGGAGAAGGAAAUUCAAAUUAGGCCAGCAUAUGAACAUAUACGACAAAGAUCUGAAUCAAAGUUUUGCAAAACCAGUGAAAUUCAAUAAAAAAAUGGCAGUUGCUCUUGAUUUUCAACAAAUCAGUAUCAACAUAAAAAUUGAUGAUAAAGCUGAUAAAUUCACAAAACUUGUCGACCAAACAAAAGAAAGUACUCCUCAAUAUGAUAUUGAUAAAUUGCAAGAUGAAGCUUCUGGAGUAAUUAUUAAAUUCAACGAUUUGCUCAAACAAUCAGAUGAGAAACCCUACUCUCCAUAUGAUGAAGAAAAAUGUGAAUCAGAAGAUCCAAACGAGCUGAUAUAUUUAAUAAAUGAAAUCAGAUCAAAAGCAGAUGAAAUUGCAAAAUCAAAUCAAAAAGCAAAAGAGCUUCUUAAUACAAAACGAUUUGAAAUCCUUAAGAUCCAGUAA
Trichomonas vaginalis G3 is the source of this 1542-nucleotide messenger RNA. RefSeq names its product Actin, Chain A, domain 4 family. Bases 1 to 1542 code for a protein of 513 amino acids. The transcript has a single exon. Gene Ontology annotation, molecular function: ATP-dependent protein folding chaperone; ATP binding. Gene Ontology annotation, cellular component: cytosol; nucleus. Gene Ontology annotation, biological process: protein folding. The record is from RefSeq and is a predicted model, not a curated record. NCBI's taxonomy places the organism in Eukaryota, Parabasalia, Trichomonadida, Trichomonadidae.